Messenger RNA from Clupea harengus (Atlantic herring), 1503 nucleotides. RefSeq names its product HIG1 hypoxia inducible domain family, member 2A (gene higd2a). Lineage: Eukaryota; Metazoa; Chordata; Actinopteri; Clupeiformes; Clupeidae. The record is from RefSeq and is a predicted model, not a curated record. Gene Ontology annotation, biological process: mitochondrial respirasome assembly. Gene Ontology annotation, cellular component: mitochondrion.
AUCACCCGGUGGAUGUCCUUUUAACAUCUGUCCACUGGUUUGGUAACGACCAGAAACAUGGCAGCUUCACCGACUGUUGUUUCCCAAGAUCAAGCUGCAAAUGCAGCAUCCCAAGGACCGAUCCCGUUUGAUAUUUCUAAACCCCCAAUCAUAGAAGGCUUUACUCCUUUGCCACGACACAGGGAGGAAGGAUUCAAGGACAAAUUCAUUAGAAAAACCAAGGAAAACCCCUUCGUCCCUAUUGGCUGCCUGGGAACAGCUGGUGCACUGAUCUAUGGUCUACGCGCGUUCAAAAUGGGCAAGACCCGGCAAUCCCAACUCUCUAUGAGGAUGCGUAUCUUUGCCCAAGGAUUCACCGUUGUCGCUAUUAUUGUAGGAGUUGCAAGCACAGCAUUGAAGCCAAAGCAGUGAGUGGAAGCCUCACUCGUGUUGUGGUAUUUCCCUGCACCGGAGUGGUUGGAUGAACUGCAAUUGGAAACAAAAUCAUGUAUUAUUAUUAUACUUUUAAUUACCUUAAAGGCCAUUCACAACAAUUGUGUCAUCCUUGGCACACGGCACAGUUGACAUAUACUAUGUAUUUAAAAAGAAUGUUCAGUGGUGUUUCAUACCACAGCAAUAUAAUUAAAACAAUGGCAAGGUGCUUGCCAUACUGUUAUAACUGUCUGUUUUCGUUUGAAUGUGAUUGUCACUCUGUGUGUAUUGACAUGUAUUGACUGUCUUGUGUGUACAUCAGAAUGUUUGGUACUGUGUUCAAGAGGGCAGAGGUCCAUGUCCUCUCUUUUAAACGAUUGUCUGAACACUUAACCAUUGAUGGAGGCACUUCACAGAUGUAAGCUAAGGACUAAGAAUAAUUUGUUCAUAUAUGUAUUUCAUUGCUUGUAACAUUUCCAUGCUUGUAAGUACUAGUUUCAGUCAGCACACCAUGACUAAUUCACAGCAUUCACCAAGGGACUGUGUAUUUUAUAAGAAAUGACACAAACAAUUAGCUUGACCAAUGUUUUAUUGAAGAACUUCAGUUUAGAAGAAAUAUCAAGUGCUGUAACAUUCUUUCAACCGCAUCUGAAUGCUAACCUUACGUGGGAAAAAUUUGCAGGCACUAUGCACAUGUGUGGCUCCAUCCUUGUAUAAAAGAACUGGUAAGAACAGAAGCCAGUAUAGCAUAAUUAUGGGAUGACAAAGGCCUCAUUUAGACAUUCCCUGUGGUGCCGUCAUGCAUGUAAGUUUAGCAAGUCUUUGGCAGUCAAUGAGCAGAACAACUUGUGCAAACCAUCUUCUGUUAGAAUAUCUGACUCUCAAGUUAAGUUCCAGAAGGCCUCAGUAUAGUGUCCUGGUAUUGAACAGUAUUACUGCUUAAGUGGAGUGAUGUACACUGUAAUAGAAGUGACACCCUGGCUGCCUUCAUAACCUUCUAACAUACAGGUGGUAAAGUUACAGUGAAACAACAUGACCUAUACAAUUCAAUAGAUGCCUCAUAUUGACCUGAUAAUAAAGAUGUAAAAGUAA